Molecule: messenger RNA, 1340 nt
Organism: Hyaloscypha bicolor E
Lineage: Eukaryota; Fungi; Ascomycota; Leotiomycetes; Helotiales; Hyaloscyphaceae
Product: RTA1-domain-containing protein
Exons: 2
Coding region: 40-1077 (345 amino acids)
Cellular component (GO): fungal-type vacuole; plasma membrane
Source: RefSeq, a predicted model, not a curated record
UUUACAUUAGCUUCAAGUCCCAUAGCCAAUGACCUCACGAUGUCGAACUCAAACUUAACCCACUCGAAUGGACACGGAACAGGCUAUGGCAACAUAACUCUCCUUAUGAAUCCAGAGCUGUGCACUUUGGAAACAUGUGAUUUGUCUAUGGCAAGCUUCCUGUAUUUACCAACACUCCCCGGAAACGCCAUCUACGCAGCGAUUUUCGGAAUAUACAUUGUCGCACAACUCUUUCUUGGCAUCAAACACAAGACUUGGGGCUACAUGGUUGCAAUGGUCCUUGGUUUGUUGCUUGAAGUUAUUGGUUACGUUGCUCGAAUCAUGCUUCACAACUCUCCUUUCGACAACAAUAACUUCCUGAUGUAUCUUGUCACUCUCACCAUCGCACCUGCACUUCUUUCCGCAUCUAUCUACCUGUGCCUCGCCCGAAUUGUUGUCGUAUACGACGAGAACCUCUCCCGCUUCAAGCCUCGCACAUACACAAUCGUCUUCUGUACCUGCGACUUCAUCUGCCUCGUUCUACAAGCUCUAGGUGGUGCAAUUGCAUCAACUGCCCAUACUCAGAGAUCUAGUAACCUCGGCAAGAAUAUCAUGUUGGCAGGCUUGAUCUUUCAGGACGUAUCUCUCGUUCUCUUUGCCAUUGCCUGCACCGACUUCUUCCUCCGCGUUCGAAAAUCGAAGAGACACUGGAACAUGAGAUAUCUCGAAAUCACCAGUUCGCGCCUUUUCAAGGUAUUCUUAUUUGGACUCAUGAUUGCUACAUUGACAAUCUUCACUCGAUCCUCAUAUCGUAUUGUCGAACUCUCAGGUGGAUUUAAAUCUACCCUUUUUACAUCUGACGAAGCCGUCUUCAUGAUCUUCGAGGGUCUGAUGAUUGUAAUUGCUACGAGUUGCUUGACUCUCCUACACCCAGCGGUUUGUUUCCAGGGAGCGUUCGCCUCAGCCAACUUCUCCUUCAGAGUUAAAAAGAAUGCGAGGGACAAGUCUAUGAGCUCUGAUCAGGAGUCGCAGCACUCUAGCGUUCCACUUAGCAUGAUGGGGGAUUUGAGUCGUGAGCGUGUUGCACCGACAAAAUAAUGUUCCGGUACAACUUUGUAGAAUAUGGAGGUCAGGUCAGGAGCAACGAUUCUCUGUUUGUACACCCGAUUUGUUUUAUUGCCUUGCGCGUGCGGGGGGGGAUAUUUAGAAUGGACUUGGUGCUCGAUGGAAUUAGAGGAGUGGGAAAUGGCUAGAACAUAGAACGGGAACCGAAUUCGGGCCAAGGAGUUAGGAACAACUUGCAUACACCACAUUCGAUCAUGACCCCUACCUCUUUCAGGUGUAUCUAUCUAACAACACUC